AGGUAAACCUUGUUUAUUCCUUAAAUUCGUUUAACCAAUUCAAUUCGGACUCUGCACGUCACAAUCCGAAAACUAUAGUAACAAAACCCGAGGAUAACGAAACCGGCGACGCAAUACAACUAGGCUACAUAAUUCAGGACAAAAGCAACAGUACGACAUGCUUUUUGAACAGUAUCCGGCGGGAAGAAGAUGAUACCGCCGCCAUAUCCUGAGAGACAGCACAACCAGGGGCGGAUCAUUAUAAGUAUAUGUUUAUUUAAAAUUAAAGUCCAGCUCACCCCAUUAGCCUGCGUUCCACCUGCGGGAGUGCGAGGGAUCAGGGAAGCCUCCAGAUUCUAGUCGGACAGUGCCGCCGUUCGAUCUGCGUCCGCCGUCCAGUGGUGUUGGCAAGGGGCGAUCUGCGUUGCUGCCUCCUGGCCGGCAGAGCGCCACAGCCCACUCCGGCCCUCCAGGUCUCCACUCUCCGGCGACCAGGUCAGUAGGUCACCAGCCUCCGGAGUCUGGCCCUGACCUCUGCGCCUCUGCCCUCCAGUACUCCAGUCUCGCCUCUAGCUUUCUCAGUCCAACCUGCGGCUGCCUCCAGGAGUCAGCCCACCCCUUCGCUGAAUCGCUGUUUUCCUAUCCAUAGUGAGAAUUGGAGCUCAAGUAGUUGACGCCGUUGAGUAAAAUAGCAGCGGCUCACAUGGGUAUCAUAAUAGAUGGGUCUAUAUCUGGAAAUUUACCCAGCAACGACAAUACCUUCAUUGUCCACUAUCCUGCUUAUCCUUCGUCCCUCCAACGAGCUGUCGAGACUCUCGGUGGCACUGAAGCCAUUGCCAAGGCUCGCACUUCAAAGACAAACACAUUGGAGCUCCGUUUCCGCCCUGAAGACCCUUAUUCACAUCCAACUAUUGGGAAGCAUAAAUCCUCACUUAAUUUUCUGUUAAAAAUAACAAAAGAGAAAAUCUUGGCUGUUAAAAAUACAGAGACCAACUAUAGAUUAUCAAAAACUUCUUCAUUGGAUAUGACUAGUAUUGACCAAAAUAAGUCACAUCCUGAAUCUUCUGAAGCUUCCAAACACGCCAAUCAAACUGAAACUGUAUCAGCUGAUGCUUGUAAAGAUGUUAGCGAGAGGAAAGAGGAAGCUUUGAAAGAACAACUUUCUGCUGAUGUUGUUGCUCUAGUGGCUGAUGCAUAUCAUUUUGAUGGAAUGGCAGACUAUCAACAUGUUAUUGCUGUCCACGCUGAUGUUGCUAGAAGAAAGAAAAGAAAUUGGGCUGAAUUGGAAAUGAAUUUUGAGAAGAGCAAUCUUAUAGAUGCUGAUCAAGAGGAUCUGAUGAUUUUAGUACCACAGCUUUUCUCCAUGAAGGAUAUGCCUGAUAAUAUUAUGUUGAAACCAUGUGGAACUUUGAGCUCAAAAAAGAAGCAAGAAGGGGUUGUCCAACAAUCUUGGGAGAUGGAAAUAGAGCCAUGUCUUGCCAUUGACUUUAACAACAAAGAUAUUCCUAAGAAAGUAAACUGGGAGAAAUACAUUUCGAAAGGAACAGAUGAAUGGGAGUUGCAGACAGCCGUAUCCAAGUUUUUUGACGAGCGUCCAGUUUGGGCAAAAGAGGCAUUGGCUGAACGCUUACUUCAAAAAGGGAUGAAUCUUAGAGAAUCCAUGCUGAAAAGGCUUCUUUUCAGAGAAGCAUAUUACUUUUCUCAAGGACCAUUUCGGAGACUGUGGAUAAGAAAAGGAUAUGACCCUCGCACAGAUCCUGAGUCUCGCAUAUAUCAAAGUAUUGAUUUUCGAGUACACGAUCCAUUGUUGCGAAGUUACUGCGAGGCUCAAACAGAAUCCGGAGUGAAGCACAGAUGGACAGAUGUAUGCUCAUUUCAAGUUUUCCCUUCUAAGUGCCAAAUAUCAUUGCAGCUUUGCGAUCUUGUUGAUGAUUACAUCCAAGAAGAGAUAAAAAAACCACAUAAGACAACAGAAUGCAGUUGUCAAACUGGGUGGUUCCCCUCUAAUGUGCUUGAGUGCCUCAGAUUGCGUGUUUCUAUCAGAUUUGUAUCUGUCUACCCCAAUCCUGGUGUGGAACAAUUGCUAAAAAAACUUUCUGCCCGCUUUGAAAGAUCAAAGAGAACACCAAGUCAUGUGAUACGUGAUGAAGAAAAGGAACAAGAAGAUGUUGAUCAAGACAUGGAAAAUAAUGAAGGCAAUGAAGAUGCUGAUGGUGAUGAAGGUGAGGUUGAGGAAGACAGCAAGCAUGAAUUUGAAGUACAUGACAUGGUUGAACCGGAAGGGAAUAUAUCUUCACAACAUGGUUUAUACAAUGACAGCAUAUCUAGGACAUACUUGCAAGAGCUUUUUGGCAAUUUCCCUUGUACGGAUGGAAUGCCUGAAGUGCAAGAUGACCAGACAGAUGGAGAGUACCAGAUCUAUGAUCAAUUUGGUGAUGAGGAUUACUCUGAAGCUGAUGACUACUAAGGUGUCAAAUCUAGCUGGUAUGCUAGUUGAUUUAGGGGAAUAUUGUUAUUUUUUUGAAAAUGGGAUUAUUGUUAUUAAUUAUUAAUUAAGUGAUGAGCUAAAGAGGCCAGAAUACAAUCAGAAGGAUAAUGUUUCCAAAUACGUCAGUUAGGCAUAGAAACUGACGCACCAGCCAGAGAGUGAGCUGCCCAUUCUUCAGAUAGUUUUUUUAUAUGUAAAUUAUGAUACAUUGUUUGCUAAGAGCAUCACCAAUGCUAUACCGUUAACAUGCUAAAAAUCUUGACACAUGUCAAUUAAUAAAUGGAAUUGUCAUCCACGUGAAGUGAUAU
Messenger RNA from Cuscuta epithymum, 2775 nucleotides. The record is from the annotation of a GenBank genome assembly. NCBI's taxonomy places the organism in Eukaryota, Viridiplantae, Streptophyta, Magnoliopsida, Solanales, Convolvulaceae.